This is a messenger RNA of Caenorhabditis briggsae, 906 nucleotides long. Gene Ontology annotation, biological process: regulation of DNA-templated transcription. The record is from RefSeq and is a predicted model, not a curated record. Gene Ontology annotation, molecular function: protein binding; RNA binding. The coding region runs from base 1 to 906 and encodes 301 amino acids. NCBI's taxonomy places the organism in Eukaryota, Metazoa, Nematoda, Chromadorea, Rhabditida, Rhabditidae. The transcript has 5 exons.
AUGCUCAAUGCAGAAUUGAUACAAUUGCUUCUGACGAAUCAAGCAGCUGCAAAUGCAAAUUUAAAUUUGCUGAAUCCAGUUAAUCCAUUGCUAGGAGUCAAUCCUUUGAUUGGAUCUUUCCCAUUCACAACGACAACUCCUGCUACAUUCCAAUGUCUCCCACCACUACCAAAUAUUGGUCCGAUUCCUCCAAUUCCAUCUACUCCUCUGAUUCCAACUCCUCUUCCAAUUCUUACGUAUCCUCCCCAAGCAAUCAAAGAAGAAGAACCAACCAUAAAAACAGAACAACCAGAUCCUACUCCACUAGAACCUGAAAUUCCAUUUGAGAUGGGAUCGAUACCCAUAUCGACCUACUAUCCAACCCAUUUCAUGUGUGGCACACAACUACGAAUGGUUAAUGGGGAAAUUAAAAAAGUGGAAAAUUUAUCAUCAGAUGAUUUUCUCAAAUGUGCAGGCGAGCCUGACGGUGAUAUUGUAAAUGCUUCAACUGUGAAGUCGAUCAGAUUCAAUGCUGGAAGUGUUAGCAUUGUUUUCGAGACUGGAAGUGAACGAUUAAAGAUUCCUCUGAAGUGCCAAAUCGAGCAGCCAUUCUUCGUUCUUGGAAAAGGGUGGUGCAGUUGUAAUCCAAGGAAAAGCGGAGAAAACUAUGGUUUAGAUUGUGAAACUCUGAUGACUGGAGAUGUUUGCAUUGUGUUGACGAAGGAAGAAGACGAAACAACAGAAUGUGCUGUGGAUAUUGUAACCGCAGAACGGGAUUUAGAGCUUUUCAACCAACGAGCGGCAUUACGAGAGAAACUCGUAGAUGUUUACUAUGAGCAUGUUUCUGGACGUGUAUCAGCUCCUCCAGAAGGAAUUUGGGCUCAUGCGUCCGUUUCCUCAAGACUACGACGAAUCUCUGAAUGCUAG